Paraglomus brasilianum is the source of this 1230-nucleotide messenger RNA. Lineage: Eukaryota; Fungi; Glomeromycota; Glomeromycetes; Paraglomerales; Paraglomeraceae. The record is from the annotation of a GenBank genome assembly.
AUGGCACGACUACGAGCUAGUCACGUAAAGAGCGUAGCAAAGAUGUUCCUUGCAAAGAAAAGCUCGAAGCACAUAGCCCAAAGCUCUGUUCCCUUUGGUCUAUGCUCAGUCUGCUCUCAUGCUCUCUCUACACCUAAUUGGUGUCAAACUUGUCAAGCCGCUUAUUUUUCAUCAUUCUUCUCGACCUGGUCAUCAUCAUCACCUGCCCUCAACACUCUCAUCCAAAAAUCACAACUGAAUGCACAACACGAAUAUAAUUAUGUCGAGUGGAUCAAUUAUGACAGAAUCGAGCAAGUUGAACUUUACGAUGAAGGGCAUUUCAGUGUAGUUUAUAAAGGAGUAUGGCUCGAUGGACCAAGAAAAGUAUGGGACGAGAAAAAAGGCUGGACGAGGUCAGGAAGUACUAAAGUUGUCAUGAAGGCACUGAACGACAAUAAUAAAUCGUCAUUCGAUGAGAUAAUGAAAGAGUUCGAUACAAAUAUAAAAUGCUCAUCUCAAGCACGAGGAGUACUGCGUUGCUACGGCAUAACCAAAGAUCCCUCAACCGACAAAUACAUGCUAGUUCUCGAAUGCUGCGCCAACGGUAGCUUGCGUAAAUUCCUUCAAACCUCCUUUUCCACACUCGAAUGGCCCACCCGUCUCUCCAUUCUUCACUCGAUAAUAAGCGGAAUACGCAUCAUACACGACAAAGGAUACGUCCAUCGCGACAUGCACAGUGGAAACGUGUUCAUCAAAGCAAAUCUUACCGCAUUGGUGGGCGAUCUUGGAUUGUGUCGAUCCGCAGACGAACGAUUUACAUCACCAACGAUCAACGGAGUAAUGCCGUACGUUGCUCCCGAAUCUCUAUACGGUUUUGGAUUUAGCAAGGCCUCUGAUAUAUAUGCGUUUGGCAUAUUAAUGUGGGAACUAUCGACCGGUACACAUCCGUUCUCGUAUCGCGAAUAUAACGCUGAAUUGUCACAUGACAUUUGCAGCGGAACACGGCCUCGCAUUCAAGUCGGUACACCCAUUCGAUAUAUGCGAUUGAUGCAGAAAUGUUGGGCCGACGAUCCAGACGUGCGGCCUAGUGCGGAGGAGGUGUGCACGAUUAUUGAACAAUGGUUACAUGAUGAUGGAGCACGAGAAGCAAAGAUGUGUAAAGAAAAGAAAAAGCCGCAUGGCGGGUGGAUGAAUAAGAUUAAAAGGUGUGGAUUUGGUGUUAGAGUAUUUAACGAAGUAUAUGUGAAAUGA